CAUGUCUCUAGAUUCCCUGUAGACUUCAUUGUAGGUUCUUUACUGCAGCUUUCAAAAGAAAUAUACAAAAGUCACAUCUGACUUGAGCUUUGAGGACAUUUAAAGCAUUUUGUGCUCUGUUUCUGCUUAUUCUGCCAAUCAUCACCUGCUUAACAAUGCACACGUAACUGGUGAUUCUAUAUUUGAGGGGGAAGUGGAAACUUAUGGUGUCUUUCAUCRAGGUAAUUUUGUUGGCUACUUAACCUACCUCACUAAGACUUUGGGCUCCAUUUCUUAGGCAUUUUAAGGAGGUUAUGUUGGAACUUCAGCAGACCACUGUCCCUACAUUCUCUCAUCUUAUUCAUGGCCGCCAUGUGCAAGUAAUUGCAAACAACAUCAAUCGAGUAUUUUACAUACCAAAGUUAGGGAAAUUCAGUUUCAAAGACUGAUGGUUUCCUCUCUUCCUGAAAACCUGAGAAUUAUGGAAAUUAACUGAGUCAUAGGGAUGGUGGAGGAUGUUAGGCUUGAACUGGGAAAUACAGGAUGAAAAUUUCCACCAUCUCCUUGGUCUAGAACUGCUUCAGUGCAGUCUCUGAUGGCAGCAAGAAGACAGUCAUGGUGCUCUGGUACUGGUCUGUCCAUGUGUUUCUGGUGCAUGUAUUUCUCAUUUCUUAUCAGACUGUGCCAUUGUUCUCCUGUUGUCUUACAUCGAAGCAGCAAAGGGUAACUUAAUUACUGCUCUGCUAUAAUUAACAAUGUASACAUUAGGGAGUUUGUUUCUGUUGGUCUAGUCACGUUUAGUUGUCAUACAAUAGGUAUGCURUGAGCUCUGCAAAUGAGUCUUCUGAAGACCUGAUUGUCUGGGUAGGUGUUUGGGAUCAAAUCCAUGUUGAGGAUAUAAAGCUCACAAAAUGUUGUUUUUUUCUUUGAAAAUGUAACUGUGUCAUGUAAUUUCAUAUAGAAAGAAAAGGCUGAAUUGAUUAUUUCUAUGGCUGUGCUUUUCUGAACAGGGACAUAUAUGAAUAAAGUUUAAACUAUUCUACACUUUGUGAUCACAGGCACAGUGAAAUUCCCGGGAGUAGAUAUAGUAGCAUGAGAUUGUGGGUGCUGUAAGGAGUAUUUUCAAAAAGAGCGAUGGUAAGGUAGUUUGGAUGGCUUGGUWUAAAAGUGCAACUUUAACCUUUUGCAGUUCUAUUAUUUUGCUAAUACUCAGGGGUUAUCUUAAAUUUCUAUGUCCCAUGUGCUUUUGAAGAGCAAACACAGAAGACAUCAUUCCUUCUAAUAUUAGUACUAAAUCAGACAAUGGUUGGCAGAGAUGUUAGUGUUUUAAAAGAAUAUGAAAAUAUUGAACUGCUCUACUGAAAGUUUUCCAUAUAUAUUGAUAGGCUGAAAAAUACUGAGUUUUGGYAGAUUUUGCAUAUUGCAAGAAAAUUCAAAAAUUCAAAGCAGCAGCACUGUCAUAGUUUGUUGUAUAAUUAAAGGUCAUCUUCAUUCAGUCUACAGAAAUGCAGGUACAGCUGAUUAGAGCAGUUCAUGGAGAUCUGAGUAGAGACUUGGGCCUGCAGUCCUUGAUCUUUUCUGAUAUUUAGCUCUUGGUGUUUACAGAUAAAGAAACUUCGCGGGCAGUUGUUAUUUGAAAAAGAAAAGAGAAAGGAAAUCUCUGGAGGGAAGAUGGUAAAGAUACAUUCAUAGCAGUAGCAGCAGUUUAUCAUAUUACAAAGUUGUGAAAUAGGAGCUUAUAUGUAUAAAGGCUGUGCUUUCUCAGCUAAAGAAGAGUUUCUUUUAUGUUUAAUACUUAUAUUAAAAAACAGAAGUAACAUGAACAAAAUGUUAAGGUUGAAAAUUAAAUUAGAAAACCUUGGUAGUUCACAUUUUUGUGAGCUGUUUUGGUCAAGUGUAUUCUUGACAUUAUGUCAAAGCAAGGUUUUUACAGUUUUUAUAUGAAUGCCAGGAUUCAAAACAUACACUGUUAACAGUUUCUCAUAGACAAAAUUCAUAUUGCAGCAUGAGAACUUUUAUAAAUAGGAAUAGCCAUUUGAAGCAAAGAUUAAAUGUACUUCUGCUUGUUUUACCCAUGCUGAAGGAAAUUAUGUAAACAAUGGAAUAAUAACCAUGCUUUUUCUGUAAUAUUCCUAUGAUAAUGACAAUCCCUGAAUCUAAAAUGCUUGUUGUGCAUUUCAUAAACUGUUCCUGAGGUUCACAUGGUGGGUCUCUUUCAAUUCAAUAAUGUAUGUAAUUCAGAAACUUCUUUUACUCUUUUAAAGUAUAAUUUAAUUCUGACAAUUAAUUAUACCUCUAAUUCACUGAGUUAUUAAUCAUAAUUUGUAUCCUGGGCAGUAUAAUAGUGAAUGAAGUCAUGUAUACUAUCAUUAUAACCCUUUUGUGGAUCAAAUUCAAAAGGCUCUGUUGUAUUAAUUACUAUUUAUUACAAUGCUUGUAGGAAAAAAACCCACAUAUAUUUAUAAUACUAUUGACUAUUUACUACAAUAGCUUGUGGGAAAAUGGUGUAAACUAGAAGAUUUAGAUUCUUUAAUCRUUGUGUUUUGAAGUUCUUGUCAGUCAAAUUUGCAGGACUGAACAACCAUAAAGUCACAAUUAGUUGCAGUUUCUGAUAGUGAGUUUUAUACAGUGUAUUCAUCUAUKUAAGAGUAGUGCUUUUAUACUUACUGUUGACAAGGAAGAGGAAGAGAAAAAGAAAUAGAAAUAAACUUUACUUAUAAUAUGAACGAUUUUUUUUUCCUUAGAAAUACAUAAAUUAGCUCCCUGACAUGCCAGUUCCCUUGCCUCCGAUCAUAAUUUUAUAUUAGUMUUAGAUUUUGUAUUACAUUUUCUGUUUCUUAGGAAAUGUUGUGAGAAAUGUGUAUCAAUGCUGAUGGUGUACUGGGAAGAAAUGGCUACUAAAUUUCCUCAGUAGCAGAUGGGUGCAAUUUAAACCCCACAGACAGACAGAAAGGUGUAAUUUUGUCAUCUAUCUUAAGGAAGACUMUUCUGUCUUUUUAUGUCCUGGUGGRAGGUUYUGGUCAAAGACCAUAGAUGGUCUUUUCCUUCUAGCAUUUCUUCUGCUGGAGGAAGACUGGAGGAGCUGAGGUCAUUAGACAUUCAGUUCAUUAGCUGGAAACUGGCACGACUGCUUUCUAAACCUGAAUUGCAGGAUGGAGGAGAGACAGCAGACAGAACUGGCCAGGGGUUCAGGAGGAGUUUUUGAGGAAGAGCCUUAGGGGAUUUAGGGGAAGAAUUUUCCAAACAUAUACUUGAGAUGUACUGUUAUUUAGAGCAGAGAUGGAAAGUCCCUCCCAGUGCUGUGCUCUGGGCUGAGCCCCUUACUCCCYGCUGAGGAGUGUGGCAGCAAUUCCCUUUGCUUUGUCAGGAGGACAAGAGGUUUGGGGCAUGGCCCAAAUGUCUGAAGUCACUUAGACUUCCUGUAAGAAAAACUGUAAGGUGCUCAGCCCUGCCUGAGCAGGAGGACUGGAAAAUUAGUCCAUAUUCUUCUUUUGGUCUCCUUCUUUUCUUCCUUUGGCUGCCCUCCUUCUGCAGUGGCAGGCGUGGAGAGGAAGGGUGUGUUGGCUGGAGGCUASCAGAGUGAGCAUCAGGUGUCAGUCKUACCAGUGCAGACUGGUCAGGCCUGAGAGUCUCCAUGCAACURCCUUCUCUCCUUCAGUAAUGAAAAUGUCUGCAAAUCUAGGGUAGCUGCCUUCUGGCUAYGUGCAUUUAUAAUAUUAGCAUUCCCAGAGUCAAAACUAAUAGCAACAGUAAUACCUGGCCAACAAGUAAUACCUAGGUGUUGGUGCAGCCUAUCCUGAAAACUACACAUGUAUGUUUAGGGGCAUUCUGUUUGCCCUGAGUAGGCUGAUUAUAGCGCAUAGCAUUGYAAUCACAUGCAGAUUAUUUAAAGUUGUUUUUUAAUUUACAGAGUCAAUGUACUGUGAAACCAUUAAGUCUGACCUCCAACCAAGUCACUUAUAUUUCGUUUGGGGAGUUUGCCCAUCCUCCCCCAUACCUUCUCUUUUCCCACUCGUGGCUGUUAGGUUGUUAAGAUUCUGGAGGUUAAAUGAUUUUUUGAGUUACCUGGCUGCUCUGUAUUAAUGUAUUCAAAAUAUCUUUUCUUUUGAUUUWUUUUAAAUGAAGUAAAGGGAGCAUUACAGAUUUGCAAGAAAAACAAUUUGAUGAUGCAUGUARCAAAUACGUUACCAGGAUUUCCUUGUACUCCCUCUUUUAGAAAAUAAAUUUAAUACCUCUCAAUUAAAUCUCAUAUUUAAGCAGCAGGGUGUUUUGGCAAAAGCCAACAGCCACACACUAAUGAACUCUUAUAAUUUGCUAAAUUGUUUUAAAUGAAUGACAGUACAUUUAGAUUUUUAAUAACAGUACAUUUAACUUCUGAACAACUUUGAUCAAGUCCACUUUUAGUCAGACUGCCUGCUGUGCUAAACUCUUAAUUCCCAAACCCUGCUCAGUUAUUCAGAAAAAUUGUUAAUCAGAAACAUUAAAUUAUUUUCWCUUUCAGAAGCACGAAGUCUAAUGGAGACUUGGCCAAUUCAUCACUUUUCUUUUAUCUGUCCUCAGAGCUAAGUCUGGAUGAGUCUUCAUUAUUUUGACAGUGCUUUAUAUAAAAACAAGUGGAGAUCUUUCUUUUUUUCGUUGGGAGAUCUCUAUUUUGCAAGGUGUUGCCUUUUGAAAGAGCACCUAUGUUUUUUGCCAAUUACAUAAGCUGCCACAGUUACAAAACUUGAGCUAAAACUUGGUUCGUUUUUUCAGUUCCUGGUUGGAUUCUGUACAUGCCUUGGGUAAAGUCAAAACAUGAGGCAAAUUAUUCCUACUUCCUUUUAUACGGUGAAGUCUCACCAUUUGUUGAGCCUGAUAGAAAGAACUAAGCUAAAGUAUUCCUUUUCUCUUGUGGAUCAGAGUACAACUGAGAAAAUGAAGACUCCCACAGAGCUUUUCUUUUCAAAGGGAAUAUGCAUUUCUAUUCUCUUCUGCUACCCCAGCUCCCUCAGGAAUUUGAUAUUUAAUACCUAAGAUGUGCAAUGGAUAUUUUACUUCUUUGCUACACAUUUUAUUUAUUCACCUUUUACUUGUUCACAUCUCUAUCCAAACAGUAUGUGCUUAUAUAUGCUACACAACCUAAGGUUUUGCCUCAGAAUCAAUUACCAUCAAUCUCAGCCUAUAAAAUACUGAGAAGCAAGAGCCCAUYUUAUCAGGUCUUUGUGAAGCAAUGAUAACAAUUACUGAGGAACAGAUUAUUUUAAAUUAUAAUCCUGCUAAUCUCUGUKGAAGUCUUCUAUGGUCAGAUAUCUCUUUUAAUUACUUUUUACCACUCCUACAGCAUACAGUUCCAUCAGAAAUCUSUGUUGCUCUUGAGCAGAGUUCUCCAUAUUAUCAUAAUAUCUGUUUGAUGCAGUAUAUGAUAUUUACCUUUUAUCAUGUGUCUUUUCUCUAAAAGGCACUUAGAUAUGCAUGACAAGUGGUACAGGGAAAGCAUAAUGUUUAGCUGACUGUUCUCACCAAGGAAUACAUAAAACUGAAUCAAGACACAGAUUCUUCACAUAGAUUUAGCAAGAAUCUCCACUUAUCUUGGCAAAAACCCUCAGUGUAUAUUUAAGUCUUUAAAUUUUCUAAAAUGUUUCAAACUUCACUGUGCAUUAUAUCGUAUGUAUUGUAUAUGUUUAUCUGUAUCAGGAGAAGAAAUAUAUUUAUUUAACAAUGAUUUUAAUAAUGUUUGAAGGCAGAAUUUAUUAACGUCUUAGUAAGACAGACUGUACUGUUUCAUUGUUUCUAAAUUUUUAGGGGAAUGUUUUCAACUGAACAUGGUGACAUGGCAAUCAUUCACUACAGGAGAGGCUAUUUAGCCUAAUUGUGUUUGUUGUUUGGCAUUGACCUACUCUCCCAGUAGCUUGAGCCCUGAGCUCCCCAUUGUGUGUGUAUGCACUGUGGUUAAAACCACACCUUGCAAAAGCAUGAUGUGCAUGUGGAAAUCACAUUAGAAAGCCACACAGAAUCAACAGUUGGCUUCAAAGAGCCUUCUUGUCUCUUCCAGUAAAAUUUCUGAUUUCGUAGCAUGUCUCAACUGUUGACUGAAUUUACAGGAUAAACCUGAAGUUUUUGCAAUAAAAGUCAGMUUUACAAAAUCCUCCAAAAAAGUGUCACCAGUUUCUUGUAUUUGGGUUUACAUUCUCUAAAAUACUUAAAUGUACUGUCCUUAAAGCAAAAAAAAAACCCCUGAGUAGUCAAAAAGACAGCCAUGCAAUGAUAAACAUGGCCUURGCAGAAGUAAUUUCAUUUUUAUGAGCUGGAAAAUCUGAAAGGUAGGUAAGGCCUGCCAGCUCCCACAUGGUGAAAGCCACCUCUGUACGAUAUUAUAAUUGCACUGGUGAAGGGCAGAAGUUUUAUAAACCCCCUGGGAAUGUUCAGAUCUGGCCCAAAUCUUGCCUUAGCUCUUGAACAGAACCAUUCUAUUCAGAAUCACAGAAAAAACCUGCUGAGCUUUAACCUCUUAUCAUGUUUCCAGCCAGCUCCUGGUAGCUGCACCAGCAAAUGUCCUUGUGUCUACAGAUGGUCUUUCUCCCUUCCCUGGACUGGCUCCUUUUAGAUAUCCUAACCUAUUCCUUGGAAARCCCCAGAGCCUCCUCCCAGGGGUAGGGAAGACCAUAUGGUGAAGAUGUCAAACCAUUUACUCCUGAGAAAAGCAAGGAAAUUGUGAUGUCUCUACAGCAACCUGCAAUCUUCUGCAACAUGGUCAGCGACUGGCCAGCCCUGCACUGGAAUGCARAAUACCUUUCUACUGUGUUGGAGGGAAAGACAAUCCAGUUUAGGCUSGGCCUGAAGACAGUGGCUUUAGUUCCCCAGUUUGAAACCAGUUGUAGCUAUGUGGAAGCUACACUUGAAGAGUUUUUGGCUUGGACUUGUGGGCAGCCUUGUCUUUCUGGACCAUUCAGUUGUUACGAUUACUCCAAAUACUGGGCUUAUGCUGACUACAAAUACAUURCCAGGAUAUUUGAAGACAAGCCAGAAAUUUUCCAGGAUGUAAGGUGGUCUGACUUUGGUUUUCCUGGAAGAAAUGGAAAAGAGAGCACACUGUGGAUUGGUUCUGAAGGAGCAAAUACUCCCUGCCAUUUGGACUCCUACGGCUGCAACUUAGUGUUGCAAGUACAAGGAAGGAAGAGAUGGCACCUCUUCCCACCUGGUGACACCAGUUUCCUUUAUCCUACCAGGAUCCCUUAUGAGGAAUCCAGCAUAUUCAGCAAAGUCAACAUUGCCAACCCKGAUCUGAAACGCUUUCCCGAGUUUAGGAACUCAACAGCCCAUGUUGUCACACUCAGUCCAGGACAGGUCCUGCUCGUUCCAAGGCACUGGUGGCACUAUGUGGAAUCCAUUGAUCCUGUCACUGUCAGCAUAAACUCUUGGAUUGAACUGGAUGCAGAUCAUGAAGCCCGUGUAGAAGAGGCAAUAACUCGAAUGCUGGUAUGCGCCAUAAAAUCAGCAGAAAAUCCUAGUGAUGGAGAUCUCUGGCUAAAUCCCACAGAGGUUGAGGCAACYUCCCAUGAAAUCAACCUUCAGUACCUGAAUAAAGCAGUGUCUGCAUACCUCAAGUGUCAGGAGACAAGUGUGUCAGGGCAGGCAUGUUCCAGCAGCACUGGUGCAGAGCAAAGGACAAAUGCCUCGUGCAAGAGAAAGAGAAGAGAAAUUGGCUGUGAGCCAGAGGGCUGCACGUUACUAACCCAGGAAUGGGACUUUCCAACACCCAAAGCAGAAGAGCUGCAGAAAAUGCCUUUUGGGCCUCAUCUUGUUAGGGUUUUGCCACAGUCUCACAAAACAAGCGUGAUGGGUGCAGCAGUUGAAAGUGACGGUAGAGAUCUUCUCCAUGAAAAUGAAGGAGAGCAUUUUGGCAAAUUACACUGCAAAAGGAAGAGAUUGUUAAUGAGUAAUGACUGUGAGACAGCUGCACAUCAAAUGGAUUCAGACUGCAGUCCAUGCUCCUCACAAACAGCCCUUUCUACCAAUGACUUGUUAGACUGUCUGGUUAACCCACGUGUCAUCAGUUUAGUGGCUCAGCUGCUGUUGGAGAGAACAAGAGUGUGAUGCUGGAGUGCUUUAUCAUUUCUGGAACAGAAAUCAAACAGCAGCCUUGUUCUGUGUGUUCAUGAUCUGUAAUAAUUGAAUGUUCAAUUGCAAAUAAUUUUAGGUACAGAUAGACACAAUUAAUGGUUAAGUGCAGGUUGAAGUUGAGCUGAAAGAAGAAUAGCUGGUUAGUGAUGGCUGGGAAGAGAAARGUGUGUUCAGUCAUGGAGCUGCUUAGUGCUGUGAACAAGAGAGAGCACACAGAGUGAGUGCAUGUGCUGUUCAGGUGGAUCUUCACAGCGUCCUACAGCUCUGAGCUGGGAAACAAGUCUGGCUUCAUGGUAGAUAACAGAGGGAGUGCUGGGAUGUGGUCACAUAGCAGAGGRGGACCAAGAGAGGGAGCAGAUUGUAGUGGAUCUGACUAUAGACCACAUUUAAGUAAAAUGGUCAAUAAGCGAUCAUUUGAUUGCAUCAGAAAUAAUAAAUUCAAAUAAACCUAAACCUCAGCCAAGUGACAGUGCACUCACUAGUGCAUCUACUUCCUCCCUUCCACUAAAUAAAUUCAGUUUUGUCACAAAGCUCCAGAUYGGAGUGAGGCAAAAGCCCUUAGCAAGAAAGUAGCCUUUAGCUAGUUCAGAAACUCUUGGAGCUAGGAUAUUAAUGGCCAUUGGGAAGUUACUAUUAUAUAUUUAAAGCCAGAUGUGCACAGUUCUCCAUCUCUAAGGAAAAAGCAAAGCAGCUAUGACUUUCCUCCACUGUCCUUCUCUUUACCAUAACAAUUAAAAUGUUUUGGUUUUUUUUUCUUUUGGUUGUAAGUGGUUGCUGUAAUCCUGUCUUCAAAGUAUAGCAGUCCUUGGAUUUGUUUUGGAAGGCUGGGUUGUUCUUUGGUUGAAGUUAGGGAACAUGAAAUAYAGGCAAGAAGGUGGGUUAACACUGAAGCUGUGCACGGAGGCUUGAACAAAACCUGGGAAGAAAGAGCUGGCAUCUUCUGGGAUGCUCUCACUGCCUCUGGUUUCUGUUUGUGGUGGCAACAGAGAGGCAUUUCCCUAACAACAGUUUCAAAAGACAUCUUCAGGGACAGSUYCUAUGAAACCUUUGCUUUCAGAGYUUCCCUUUGCUUGUGCCUGCUAGAGACCAACAAACCCAUUUCUGUCAUCCUGAUCCUGUAACAUAAUCCUGCACCACCAGCUCUCCAGCUGGUAUUUCUUUGCUUGAUGUGUGUUCCCUGCUAAAUACAUGAAGCUAGAGCCAUUUUCACAAAGAUCAGUUUCCACCAAUUUAUAGUUGAAAAAUCCUGACAGCAAAGGUGCUUUCUCGCUGCUUUUAUUCAGACUGAAUAUUGGCAGGGCCCUGAUGAAUUAUGGUAAGAUUUGCACCAAUAGAUCAGAAGUUGAGGAAACCUUGCCAUUUCAAAAAUCUCCCUCAAAACUUAAUACACUUGGAAGAGGAUUAAGUUGAAAAGGCUCAAAUGUUCAUGUUUAGCAAGCACAGAAAGCUUAUCCUGAUGGAAACAGCACUGUGUAGUUUGCUGGAGACCCUGGCUUUGAGGAGUGGCUGUGUGUUAGCAGAGGUCACACGAGCUCUGUCUGACCCAAAAAUGUGCAGUUUCCAGUGUUCUGCUCUGCCAUUGUAAUUGGGCUCAGACCCUGAUAACCCCUGUGUGUGAUCCUCAGGGGCAACCUGCAGGUGAGAUACAAUUCUCAGCAACGUGUGAAAAAAUCCAGUAUUUUUGUGUCAUGUUUUUACACCAAAGGGUCUCAAUGGGGUUGCACCACUGCAACCAGACCAGAAUUCAAUAAACAAUCCUGUUGAUACAGUUCCUAUUUGUGUGUU
Molecule: messenger RNA, 9864 nt
Organism: Malurus melanocephalus (red-backed fairy wren)
Lineage: Eukaryota; Metazoa; Chordata; Aves; Passeriformes; Maluridae
Gene: HSPBAP1
Product: HSPB1 associated protein 1
Exons: 8
Coding region: 6673-8052 (459 amino acids)
Molecular function (GO): 2-oxoglutarate-dependent dioxygenase activity
Source: RefSeq, a predicted model, not a curated record